Messenger RNA from Pocillopora verrucosa, 3583 nucleotides. RefSeq names its product kelch-like protein 12. Lineage: Eukaryota; Metazoa; Cnidaria; Anthozoa; Scleractinia; Pocilloporidae. The record is from RefSeq and is a predicted model, not a curated record. Gene Ontology annotation, molecular function: protein binding.
AAGGAAAUCGGGAAAUAUUUCCGGCUAUUUUCUAUAAUUUCGAAGGCUCUAUGCCAUGAGUCUACAACUCACUAUAUGACUGCUACACCACCUACUUAUUUACAUAUUGUGUAAAGCCGCUGAGAAACUGCAAAUGUGACGUGGGGAUGGUAAACAUUCGAUGUUAGUGUUGCGUAUCUAUACCUUCCACUUAUCUUUAAUUAUUGUAUAACAACAAGGCAGUUAUUUUACUCAUUUAACCUCGUGAAUUAUUGUGGAAGAGGAAAGCUGAAAAGCUAUUGAAGGCAGCAUAACGGUGAUGGCUGAUUUAGCAGAAGAUCAUGAAAACCAGUUAAAAUAUUUAAGAUGUGGACACUCAGAUCACCUGUUGAAGUCUAUCAACAGACUACGAAAGGAAAGGAAGCUGUGUGAUAUCACUUUAAAAGUUGGAGAAAAAGAGUUUUCUGCCCACCGUGUAAUCCUGAGUGCUUGUAGUGAUUAUUUCUGUGCCAUGUUUACUGGCAACAUGGAGGAAAGUCACAAGUCUGUGGUUGAACUUCAUGGUCUAGACUCAGACACUAUGGAAUUUAUUCUGGACUUUGUAUAUACUGAGACAAUUCAAGUUAGUGUUGAGAAUGUACAAGCCCUGCUUCCUGCUGCAUGUCUUCUACAGUUGACAGGUGUGCAAAAAGCUUGUUGUGAUUUUCUAGAAGAGCAGUUGGAUCCCUCUAAUUGUUUAGGUAUCAAGGCAUUUGCUGAGACCCAUGGAUGUGAAGAGCUAAGAAAAGCUGCUGAAAAAUACAUCCUGAAACACUUUGUUGAGCUUGUGGAUAGUGAGGAGUUCCUGCAACUUGACAAUGAGGAUCUGGUGUCACUCAUUAAAUGUGACAAUUUAACUGUGCCAUCUGAGGAGGCAGUUUUUGAGGCACUCAUUUCCUGGAUCAAACAAAAUGAAGUGAAGAGGAAGGCAAUGUUGCCUAAAAUGUUGGAGUUUGUUCGUUUACCUCUUCUCACUCCACGAUACUUGACAGAUGUUGUUGAUGGCGAGCAAUUGAUAAGACAAAACCUUGACUGUAGAGAUUUGGUAGAUGAAGCUAAAAAAUACCACUUGAGGCCUGAGUGUCGUCAAGCAAUGCAAAAUGACAGAACCAAGUCACGUAUUGGCCUGUCAGAAGUGAUGUAUGUACUGGGAGGCUUUGGAAACUUGCAGUCUCCAGUUGAUGUUGUUGAGAAGUAUGAUCCUGCAGCAAAUCAGUGGUCCAUUGUUCAGCCAAUGAGACGAAAAAGACGGUAUUUAAGUGCUGUUGCUCUGAAUGGAAGGCUAUACGCUAUUGGUGGCUACGAUGCCUCAAGUCGUCUCAAUACUGUUGAGUGCUUUGAUUCAUCGACAUCCCAGUGGUCCGCAAUGACUCCUAUGUUACAGAGACGAGGUUUAGCAGGAGCGACAACUUUAGGAGGAAAGAUUUUUGUGGCUGGGGGAUUUGAUGGCACAACAAGACAUACUAGUGUUGAAUGCUAUGAGCCAACGAUAGACAGAUGGACUUUGGUGAGUGAGAUGCAAGCGCCCAGAGAGGGUGCUGGACUGGCUAAUCUUGACGGUGUGCUAUACUGUGUAGGUGGUUAUGAUGGAAACAGCAUUUUAAACAGCAUCGAAAGGUUUGAUCCCAGAACAGGACAAUGGACCGGCUUGUCUCCAAUGAGUACCAGAAGAUCAGGUGCUGGGAUAGUAGUCCUUGAUGGGCAGCUGUAUGCUGUCGGUGGCUAUGAUGGCAGCCAACAUUUAUCAUCUGUCGAAUGUUACAGUCCUUGCAAUGAUCAGUGGAUGAACGUUGCAAAUAUGAAGUCCAACCGGUGCUAUGUGGGGACAGCGGUUAUCUGUGGGAAACUGUUUGCUGUAGGUGGCUAUGAUGGUGUGUCUCUUUUGGACUCGUGCGAGAGCUAUGACCCUUCCAUCCAGGAGUGGACGUUAAUGACGUCCAUGGCUACCAGUCGCUGUGAUAUGGGUGUAGCAGUUCUCCUUGGGCAAUAGAUGGAUCCUUAAUGGCUACAACUUGUUGUGAUAUGGGUGUGGCAGUUCUCUUUGCACAAUGGGUCAUCCGUGGCCACAAGUCGCUGUGAGAUGGGUAUAGCAGUUCUCCUUGGACAAGAGGUCUUCAAUGGCUACAAGUUGCUGUGAUAUGGGUGUGGCAGUUAUCCUUGGACAAUAGGUUAUCCAUAGCCACAAGUCGCUGUGAGAUGGGUGUAUGAGUUCUCCCUGUUCAAUAGAUCUCCAGUGGCUACAAGUUGCUGUGAUAUGGGUGUGGCAGUUCUCUUUAGACGAUAGGGCCUUCGAUGGAUACAAGUCGCUGUGAGAUGGGUGUAGCAGUUCUCCUGAGACAGCAGGUCUUCGAUGGCUACAAGUCGCUGUGAUAUGGGUGUGGUAGUUCUCCUUGGACAAUAAGUCUUCGAUGGGUACAAGUCGCUGUGAUAUGAGUGUGGUAGUUCUCCUUGGACAAUAAGUCUUCGAUGGGUACAAGUCGCUGUGAUAUGAGUGUGGUAGUUCUCCUUGGACAAUAAGUCUUCGAUGGGUACAAGUCGCUGUGAUAAGGGUGUGGCAGUUCUCUUUGGACAAUAAGUCUUCGAUGGGUACAAGUCGCUGUGAUAUGGGUGUGGCAGUUCUCUUUGGACAAUAAGUCUUCGAUGGGUACAAGUCGCUGUGAUAUGUGUGUGGUAGUUCUCUUUGGACAAUAAGCCUUCGAUGGGUACAAGUCGCCGUGAUAUGGGUGUGGUAGUUCUUUUUGGACAAUAAGUCUUCGAUGGGUACAAGUCGCUGUGAUAUGGGUGUGGCAGUUCUCCUUUGACAAUAGGUCAAAUUGUUAAAAUUGGAAUUUUUGUUAAGGAGACAUCGACUGCUUAGCAUUCUGGAACAGACAAUCGUAAAUGAAAUAAUGCUGUCUUUCAAAAAAUGCAAACAGCUGUAAGGAAAAAAGGCAAAAGGCCCCAUACACCGCAGGAGUGAAUAGGCUAGAUCUAAUUUUCCUCAGGACAGCGCUAAACCCUUACCGCUAACGUUACUGUUGAUUAGAAAGAGGCGUUGGAAAUCAAUUCAAAUCAAAUCAAGUCCGUCUUUUUGAGCAUGAUAUUAUUUUUGGAACUAGUAAGAUCAUUAUAGUUUAAAGCACUUUUCAACUGAGUUUCGAAAAUAAGCCGGGAUUUCUUAGUUAUUUCUUUACUUCGCUCUGUUAUUGGUCAAAGAAACUCGCGCUAGUCUCUCAACAGACGCAAAACUUGAACCAAUCACGACUUGAGUUCUCAUUGGCUCUUUAGGGUACUUUUCUUACUUCUGAUCGAUGAUUGGCUGUUGUGAUAACUUUGGUUUGGGUUUUAUGACACUCAAUCGAAAAGCGGUCUAAGGUAGUUUAUUUGGUAAUUCACUCCUGGUUGGCGUUUGUUGAGUGGCUGUUUGGUUUUUGUCCUCUACUUUUUUGCUGUUUUUCAUUGCGAUCGUAAUCAUAAUUAUGUUUCAUUUACCAUUGACUUGUAAAUAUUUAUUCAUUAAUAAUUACUGAUAAGCCAUGUAACAUGAAUCUCAGGAGGUUUUAAUCAAUAAAAAAAGAGCCGUUGA